UGCGCCUUCUACGCCGGGUCCUGCCGGGCACCCCAGGGCAGGGCCACCUGUGCCCGUCUAGCCGAGGAGACCUGCCGCGCCAGGACAAGACGAUGUGAGCUGCACUCCUACGCCCAGACCUUGGUGGAUCUCCUGCGCCAGGCUGGGGACUUCAUCCGAAACCAGUUUGACUUCUCCUUCCUCACCCGCACCCUGCCCCAGCUCCUGGGCCUGGCUGAGGCAAGGGGCCACCCCAGCCCCACAGCAGAGGGACCCCAGAGACCGCCCACCAGGCAAUUUCCCCCUUUUUCAGAGCUCUUUGGGGCGGUGGGACCCCAGCUGCAGGACUGGGUGGAAGCACUGAAGGCCAUGGCAGAGGACAGGCCCCUUGUGCCCACACUGGGCAGGGAGCAGCUCCUUGGGGAGAUGCAGCUCUUCCUGCAGGUGCCCUGUGGAUGCCCCAUUCUCACCCUGUUCCCCCCUUCCCUUCAGCAGGGUGAGGAUGCAAUAGAGGAAAUGGUGGGACAGGGACAAGCCUUCCUCACCGAGCUGCGGGCAGAGUUGGACCUUGGCACUGCCCUGGAAGCCAUGGAACCAAAAUGGGCACUUGAAGAGCUGGCAGGGACCCCCACACCAAGCCGGUCCUCACUGAGGAAGAAACGUGAACUGGUGCCCACGGAGCUGCCCAGGGUUGAGGAAGAGGAGGAGGAGGCAGGCAUGGGCAGAGCCUGCCCUGGCCUCAACGAGUCCGUGGUGCGGGUGGGUGCAGUGCGGGAGCUGUAUGCCUGGGUGCUGCAGGUGCCGGAGACCGACCUAGCCAUGACCUUCCAGGAGAUCCUGGUGGACUUGGGCUCCAAAAACACCAAGGGACUGUACCGGGCACAGGUGCGGGCCACUGUAGGGGGCCGUCCCACGGCCUUCACUGGCCUUGUGGGGCUGGAGAGCGCCUCACUGGCUCGCAGCAUGCCUGGCCUUGUCGCUCUGGCACUCGAGGCGCUGAAAAACUAA
Molecule: messenger RNA, 987 nt
Organism: Acanthisitta chloris (rifleman)
Lineage: Eukaryota; Metazoa; Chordata; Aves; Passeriformes; Acanthisittidae
Gene: PRSS56
Product: protease, serine, 56
Exons: 8
Source: RefSeq, a predicted model, not a curated record